UCAAGGAAGAAGAAGAAAAGCAAAAAAAGAUGGAUAUGGAAACAGUAGCACCCCAAGCUCCAUUGACUCGUGAAAGAAAGAUUCGAUCCGAUCUCGAGGAAAAAUUGUCCAAACCAUAUUUGGGAAGGGCAUCGGCAGCUGUGGACGCGGAUCAUCCACAAGGAACAGUAGGACGUGACAGUAAAGGAAUGAGUGUUCUUCAGCAACAUGCUUCCUUUUUCGACCAAAACAAAGACGGAAUCGUUUAUCCCUGGGAAACUUACAGAGGUUUGAGAAAUCUUGGUCUGGGUCGCUUUGAAAGCCUUUUUGCUGGAAUCAUCAUCAAUAUAGGGUUGAGUUAUUCCACACUCGAGGGAUGGAUACCAGAACCGUUUUUUCCCAUAUAUAUCGACAGAAUCCACAAAUGCAAGCAUGGCAGUGAUUCUGCAACGUUUGACACUGAAGGAAGGUUCAUGCCAGUUAACUUUGAGAACAUCUUCAGCAAGUAUGCUCGAACUGUGCCUGACAAGUUAACAUACGAUGAAGUGCACAUGACCCAGUCAAAUCGAAACCAAUUAGACUUCCUUGGCUGGAUAAUCUCGAAGGGUGAAUGGCUGCUUUUGUACCGAAUUGCAAAGGAUCCACAAGGCUAUCUGUCUAAAGAAGCAAUAAGGGGAUGCUUUGAUGGGAGUUUGUUCGAUUAUUACCAUGAUGAAUAAGGCUAAGAGGAAUUAAGGUCUACUGAUCGAACCACUGCAUGCUGCUUGUUUGAAAUAUGUGUUUGAAAUAAACUAUCCAAUGUAUCUGGACUAAGGUUUCAUCCUUUUCUACAAUAAAUUCACUGCGUUAUUUUUAUUUUUA
Molecule: messenger RNA, 840 nt
Organism: Hibiscus syriacus
Lineage: Eukaryota; Viridiplantae; Streptophyta; Magnoliopsida; Malvales; Malvaceae
Product: probable peroxygenase 3
Exons: 5
Coding region: 30-698 (222 amino acids)
Molecular function (GO): calcium ion binding; monooxygenase activity
Source: RefSeq, a predicted model, not a curated record